AUGCCUAGAAAGAAGAAAUCCGUGCUCGAGGAAGAAGAAGAGGAAGAUGUUUUUGGUGAUAAUGAAGAUGUUGAUGUUGAAGAGAGGGAUAAAUUCCUUCGGGAUGUGAAUGAAUUUAUGGAAAAGAGAGGUACACCGAUUCCGUAUGAUAAUCUGCCCCAACUAGGAGGUAGAAGAUUAAACGUUUAUAAAUUAUGGCUUCAGGUUUGGAGUAGAGGAGGGUAUGAGGCUGUUUGUGAGAAUAAGCAAUGGACCGAAGUGAGAGAUGCAUAUCAAGUACCAAAAACUUGUACUAGCGCAAGUUAUAGCUUGAAGAUGUAUUAUCAAAAGUGGUUAUAUUCUUACGAGCAGGUGAUGAAACUCGGAAAGGCUGAUCCUACUCAAAAACAAACACCUCAUGUGCUAGAACAACAGAAAAAAGAAGCGGCUUCAGGGGCUGUGGUGAAAAAGGUUGCUCCGACCGUUAAAAAGAGAGUAUUUACAUCAUCAUCAUCAUCAAGUACUUCUAAAUCAAGAAAGACUGAAAAGGAAUAUCAACCAAAAAAGAAGCCAACUACAAAUCAGAAUGUAUUGAAUUUUCCACAACUUGCUCAAGGUCUUCAAAUUGCAAAUAUCAGAAAACACCAAGCAGAGGUUGACCACAGUGUUUUACCAAUCGAAAGCCUUGCAAACGCAUUUGAACAUCGUAUGAAUGGCUUUUAUACUAGAACUGACAUUGAUAACGACGAGAUUAUGAAAGAAAUAGAGUAUGCUAAAAGAAUAUACUGCUCUUUAAGAUCAGAUGAUCCAUCUCUGGUGGAAUGGGCGCUUUAUCAAAUUCUCAGAUUAUCAGAAAAUGAAUCGUUUCGAUGCGAUCAUGUCAGCGAUCUUCUCGAAUUUUGUGAGAAUUUUCUGCUAGAUUAUGCAUGUGAAAUUGAAAAACAGAAUAUGAGAGAUGAUCAUGAUGUAUUUAAUUUGAAGGACCAAAGAUACAUGGAAUGUCAACACAAGGCAUUCAUUUGCAUUACAAUUCUGAGAAAUGCCUCUUUAAUACCAGAAAAUCGAAGCCCUAUUGGCAAAUCUACAAGUCUAAUGGAGACGCUUACUUUCUAUCUCAGAUAUAACGCAAAAGAUGUGAUCCAUUUGGAUUGGCGAUUAAGAAUUAUGGACAUUAUCAUUAACGUUUCUGAGUUUAUCGAUUUUUCUUUCAACACAAUAUUUGCCCAAAUAGUGAAUAACACUCUAGAUACUAAUGAAGAAGAUGGUUUACUGUUAUCUGCUACCUGCUUGGAAUGUAUGAAUAGUAUCUUGAAGACUAAGACCAACCUACCUGUGAUUGAGACAUUUUUAAUGCGUAACCCAACAACACUUGAGAAAGUUAUUGAAUUUUUGGCUUGUCCUUCCAUUACCAAACCCUCUGAUUCGUAUUUUGAUAAUGACAAUGACAAAGUUGAUGAAGAGGAAGAAGAUAUGAAUGGAGAAAACAAGGAAGAGUUUGUGGUUGAAAACCAAAAGUUAACCAAAGUGAACGUCACUACUAAGCUUUCCUCUCUUGAGCUGCUGUGUAGGAUCAGUGCUCUUAAUUUUCUUUUCCAACUUUGCCAGUCUACUACGAAUUCAUCUCUACUGGAACUACUUGCCAAUAGUGCUAGUUUCAUUGACAGAAUAGUAACAUUGAUAGUGUGGAAAUCUAAUUUAUAUAGCAGAAUACAUCAAUAUCCCUACAUUAUUUUUGAACAAGUCAAGGAGCAUGACCGAGAGAACUCGGAGAGAACAGAUGGUAAUAUCUUUGCAAAAGCUGCUAAUGGUGAAAAAGAUGACAGUGAAGAGUAUGAUGAAAAGAAUGACAUGGAAGAAAUGUAUGACGGAUUUGAUAGCUGUUUUGCAUCAGCACAAGAUGAAGAGAAGACGGAUACUCCAAAAAUCAGUGACUCCCUCAAAUUCCAAAAGAAGUGUGUUGCAAUCUUGCAAGCAUUGGGAAAACACACAGACGUAUUGAAAAAGUCGCCACAAUUCUCAACGUACAACAAAGAAUUUAUGUAUUUGAUGUUAUUGAGUCAUCCAACCAUCUCCAACAGCCUUAGCUCUGUCAUGCAUUAG
This is a messenger RNA of Naegleria lovaniensis, 2079 nucleotides long. RefSeq lists its product as uncharacterized. The transcript has a single exon. The coding region runs from base 1 to 2079 and encodes 692 amino acids. Lineage: Eukaryota; Heterolobosea; Eutetramitea; Acrasida; Naegleriidae. Gene Ontology annotation, biological process: regulation of transcription by RNA polymerase II. Gene Ontology annotation, cellular component: nucleus. Gene Ontology annotation, molecular function: DNA binding. The record is from RefSeq and is a predicted model, not a curated record.